AUGAGUGCCAAAAGCAUUGCACGAAGAUCAGGUGAUUUAGAAAAUACUUAUGACAGCUUACGUGUACUAAAUGUUGAAAGAAAUGGUAACAUUAUUUAUACUUACAAGGAUGAUAAGGGAAAUGUUGUCUUCGGACUUUAUGACUGCCAAACCAAACAAAAUGAGCAUCUCUAUAUCUUUGAGACAGACUUACAGGCUAUCAGUUGCUCUAUCAACAGUGAAAGAACUUUGCUUGCUACAAGUUUAGUUCAAUCUACUAAAGAAGGAAGAAGAAAUGAGCUUCAACCAGGAUCUAAGUGCUUAACUUUGUUAGUGGAAAUCCACCCCAUUAACAAUGUGAAGGUGCUAAAAGCAGUGGAUAGCUCUAUUUGGGUACAGUUCCUGUACCCCCAUGUUGAAAGUCACCCUCCUUCAGAGAACUAUCUGUUACUGAUUUCAGAGGAGAAAUAUAUUGAACAAUAUCAUAUCCAAGUCAUCCAAGAAGAUGGAAAUAAAGUGGUGAUUAAAAAUUCUGGCCAUCUCCCAAGACACAGAGUAGCUGAGGAUUUUGUUUGGGCUCAGUGGGAUGUGUUAGAGCAGCGACUAUACUACAUUAACCUGAAGAAAUCAGAGAGUAUCUUAAAAUGCAUCCAGUUUAAUGCUGAUGAGAACUUUACACUGAUGUUUGAAGCACCCUUGGACAUAUCAUUAAACAACUCAGGAUUUAAGCUUGUCAACUUUGGAUGUGAUUAUCUUCAAGACCAAGAGAAAUUAUCCAAACACCCAACUUUGUGUGUUUUUACCAAUAAUGCAGGAAGCUUGUGUGUAUGCUAUAGUCCGAAGUUUGACACUGGGGAUCAAAUCACAUACUCAGUGUUUUACUUUCAUAAAGGGUACAAGAAAACCUUCACCACUGCUCUUGGGAGUGCUGACUCACAUGUGACAAAUGACAUUACUUUUCUUAAUCUUGACUAUUAUGUGGCUGUGUACUUACCUGGGCAUUUCUUUCAUCUACUUAACAUUCAACAUCCAGACUUGAUUUGCCACAGUCUGUUUUUGACAGGAAAAAGUGACAUGAUUGAAAGGCUACCUCACAAUCCUCUGCAGUCACUAGCAGGGUCUCUGGUCCUGGAUUGGAACUCUGGGAAGCUCUGUCGAGCACAGCUCCACCGGUCACAUUUGUUAUUGUUCCUGUGGAAUACGCCCCUAGACUGGGAGAAGAUAGCUGCGUUGCACUGUGUGCUCUCCUGCGGCAGAGGUUCACAGCUCCAGGAAGACCAGCUUAUUCUGUGGAUUUCUGAGAACAUCUCUGCCUGCCAUUCAUUUGACCUUCUGCAGGAAUUUCUAAUUGCUUCUUCAUAUUGGAGUAUAUAUCCAGUGGCAAGUAAUGUUGCUAAACUUUUGCCAUAUUCCUCAGUGCUCACUUGGAAUACAGAAAUUCCUGGACUAACCCUUGUGACAGAAGAGAUUGCAUUGCCUUUUAUGAAGGUGCAUAGCUUUAAGGGCUACUGGGAAAAACUGAACUACAAUUUAGAGUAUGUUAAAUAUGCCAAGCCACCCUUCCAGUAUAACAACAGCAUGAUCAGGAACGAGUGGAACAGCCUCAUCUUGGAAGAGAGAAGAGGAAAAAGACGGUCCACAGUGUACAUGAGGAAUAUUCUCGAUAAUGCAAUGAAGGUGAUUUCUAACCUAGAAGCAAGGAAUUUGGAGCCGAGAUCAGUGCCCCUCUUCAAGGAAGAAGACAACCACCAGAGGCUGCUGGUAGGGCUGAUGGUGUAUGAGCUAAAAGAACACCUUUUAAGACACCUACAGGGUGUAGAAAAGAAGAAAAUUGAACAGAUGGUUCUGGAUUACAUUUCAAAACUGCUGGAUCUCAUUUGCUGCAUACUGGAAACCAGUUGGAGGAAACAUGAACUUCACAGCUGGGUCCUACAUUUUGAUGGCCGUGGCAGUGCUGCCGAAUUUGCAGUCUUUCACCUCAUGACCAAAAUUUUGGAAGCUACUAACAGUUUGUUUUUACCUCUGCCUCCUGGCUUUCACACUCUGCACUUGGUCCUUGGCGUCCACUGUCUCCCUUUGCAUAACCUGCUGCAGCACAUUGACAAUGGAGUACUGCUGCUCACAGAAACAGCUGUCACAAGGCUCAUGAAAGAUUUGGACAAUACAGAGAGGAAUGAAAAACUAAAAUUUAGCAUCAUUGUGCGGAUUCCUCUGUUAAUUGGUCAGAAGAUUAGUCGACUUUGGGAUCAUCCCAUGAGUUCCAGCAUUAUUGCACGGAACCACGUGAAGCAGUUGCUUCAGAACUAUAAGAAACAACCUCGAAAUUCUAUGAUUGACAAGUCAUCAUUCAGUGUAGAAUUUCUGCCUCUGAACUACUUUAUUGACAUGCUGACAUAUAUAGAGACCUCCAGCCAAGCUUCUGAAGGACACGACAACGUGGAUGCUAAGUUUGUAGGGGAAACAGCUCUGAAACACACCACAAUGCUCUUAGGACUAUAA
Molecule: messenger RNA, 2478 nt
Organism: Chrysochloris asiatica (Cape golden mole)
Lineage: Eukaryota; Metazoa; Chordata; Mammalia; Afrosoricida; Chrysochloridae
Gene: GSAP
Product: gamma-secretase activating protein
Exons: 31
Coding region: 1-2478 (825 amino acids)
Biological process (GO): positive regulation of amyloid-beta formation
Cellular component (GO): trans-Golgi network
Source: RefSeq, a predicted model, not a curated record